Molecule: messenger RNA, 1368 nt
Organism: Penicillium hordei
Lineage: Eukaryota; Fungi; Ascomycota; Eurotiomycetes; Eurotiales; Aspergillaceae
Product: Zn(II)2Cys6 transcription factor domain-containing protein
Exons: 3
Coding region: 1-1368 (455 amino acids)
Biological process (GO): regulation of transcription by RNA polymerase II
Molecular function (GO): zinc ion binding; DNA-binding transcription activator activity, RNA polymerase II-specific
Source: RefSeq, a predicted model, not a curated record
AUGGAUGACGUGAAGUCUAAACCCCAAACCCGGCCACGCUCGUCUAGGCACAUGCAGGGACAGAAUAUGGUCUUUCGAAUUCCAAACUACAAAUCAAAGACUUCCCUAGACUGCGGGUCCGAACAGUCUGAGAAGUUUUAUCAUUCCCGCCGGUCUCAUCGGAAAUCCCGCGCCGGCUGUGUGAACUGUAAGCAACGAAGAGUCAAGUGUGAUGAAGCAAAACCCCAUUGCUUGCGAUGUCAAAAAUAUGGCAUCGAGUGCGACUAUUCGAGCCAGCCAGCUCAACCUCAAAAGACCAAUAGCAUCGUCUCCCAGUUCAUCAACACCAACCCUGACUUGACCUCAAUUGAUUCUCUAGCUCCUUCAAUGUCUCUAAUGAUGGUCGCGGACAAGUUGACCGAAUUACUGCAUCCACCCUCUGCCACCGGUACCAAACCGCCGAGACUAACCCUGGAAGCAUUCCAUCAUUUCCGCCAAGGUCCAGCCUUUGCAACCCAAAGCGUUCAAAUUGUAAUGGGUAAAAUGGUCCAACUUGCCUUCGAAACGCCCUUCCUCAUGCACGCCAUAAUAGCAGCAGGAACAACCCACCUCUGCACCCUCCUCCCAGAAAACAAAGACUACCGCCUCGCAGAAGCCUACCACUGGCAACAAACAAUAAACCAAUACUCAACGGAAGUCUCGAGAAAAAUAAACCACUCAAACAUGGACAAACUAUACUCCGCCUGUCUAAUGAUCAGCAUGCACUCCUUCUACCAAGAAUCCUUUAGCCCACGCACCUCCUUUGUCUUCACAAAAGACCCAACAUCCCUAACUUGGCUCCGCCUCCAAACCGGUCUUCGCUUCCUCCUCGAACGCACAGCCCCCUGGCUCCCACAGAGCAUGUGGUGGACAGUAUUCAUGGAAUCGCGUGAUCCAUCCCUAGACUACGAAGAUAAGCGUCCCGGCCGCGUGGAUCUUGAUCCGGAUUUGGCGGAUCUUUGUGGGAUUGGAGAUGAGACGACUAUUGAGGAGAAUCCGUAUUUAUGGCCUUUGCGGAUGCUUAUGGUGUUGUUGCCGUUUGAGAGGGUGACGGGUAGUUCUAAGUUUUAUAAUACUUGGAUGGGGAGGCUGGAGAAUCCGUUUUAUGAGUGUUUGCUUAGGAAGGAGACGCCGGCGUUGGUAUUGUUGGCUUGGUGGUUGGGGCUUAUGUGUUGUGUUGAGGAGUGGUGGGUUGAGAUGAGGGUUCGUUCGGAGUGUACGGCUAUUUGUAUGUUCUUGGAGGAUAGUUGUGAUCCGUUGGUUUUGAGGUUGUUGGAGUUUCCAGCGUUGUCUUGUGGGUAUUUGCUUAGACAUGAGCAGGAACGGGCUAGGGUUCUGGAGUUGGAUUGA